This is a messenger RNA of Liolophura sinensis, 2090 nucleotides long. RefSeq lists its product as uncharacterized. Lineage: Eukaryota; Metazoa; Mollusca; Polyplacophora; Chitonida; Chitonidae. The coding region runs from base 194 to 1189 and encodes 331 amino acids. The record is from RefSeq and is a predicted model, not a curated record. Gene Ontology annotation, molecular function: nickel cation binding. The transcript is spliced from 9 exons.
AUCAUCGAUCGUGAUCGGGCCGAGAAACGGAAGCCAAUUUGUUUUGGCGGUGAUGUUUGAAUGUGAAAUCCGAAGGACCUGCAUGUCUUGGAGCUGGCCGUAUGCCCAAUAUGCCCCAUACUGUACAGAAGCACUGUCACUGUAUUUGACAGGGAAGAUCAAACUUGUAUAAUGAUGUAUUGAAGGCUGUAGCAUGAGAAGUCAGUUGUUCACACCUCAGCCAGAUCUUACUAAACCAACCAGUCACCAGGACAGCCCAAUGCCUCCAUCAGUCAAGGGAGUUAACUGUCGCGUUCCCAGAGCAAAUGCCAAGGGCGUUGUUGUCAUUGUGGCGGACCCAAGACGAAGGGCCUGCAGUGAAGAAGAGAGGAAUUUUGUGAAGUCACAGCCAACUACAAUCAAAGCUGGAUAUCCGCUAAGGUUGUUACUGCCAGAGACAGCUAGCGCUCCCACUGGUUGCCCAUGGAUCUACCCCCUGACUUAUGGCGGAGGGCUGGUGGGUGGGGAUAGCGUUGAACUCAACAUCACUGUCAGAGAAAACUGCUGCGCUUUACUCACAUCGCAGGAAUCCUCAAAGGUCUAUCAUUGCGAUGGUGACAAGGUGUCCAGUCAAACAUUAAAUGUGACAAUACACGAUGGUGGUCUGAUGUGUGUCCUUCAAGAUCCAGUUGUCUGCUUCAAAGAUGCCAACUACACUCAAACUCAGGUGGUUAACAUGGGUUGCCAUGGUAACCUAGCGCUCCUUGACUGGUAUCUGGCAGGAAGAGUAGCUCGAGAUGAAUCAUGGGAGUUCCACAGGUUUGUGAACAGACUGGAUGUAGUGGUGGACAGUGAAUUGGUACUGAGGGAGCAUGCUGAUAUGAGGGACACCCCAAACAUGACUCUCAAGGUUGCCAUGGGCAGGUGGCAGGUGAUGGCCACAUUUGUGAUGCUAGGUGAGAAACUCAAGGACAUCAGUUCUGAGCUGUACACAAGGUUUGGUCUGCCUCAGGAGUUUGGAAGCUCUUACAGAAGUAAUUGCAUGGUGUCAGCGACAAAACUCUCCUAUGAUGUCCGUGGUCAACAAAUUAGUGGUGUCCUUAUCAAAGUGAUGGCUCACACAACAGUACAGGCUUUUGCUGAAAUCAAGGAAAUGGUCGAUCCGCUAAUACCCAUUGUGGGAGGGAACCCAUUUGUAAGAAAAUACUGAAUGGGAAGAUCAUGGGAGAACUGUGGAGGAAGAUCAUGGGAGAACUGUGGAGGAAGAUCAUGGGAGAACUGUGAAGGAAGGUCAUGGGAGAACUGUGGAGGAAGGUCUUGGGAGAACUGUGGAGGAAGAUCAUGGGAGAACUGUGGAGGAAGAUCAUGGGAGAACUGUGGGGGAAGAUCAUGGGAGAACUGUGGAGGAAGAUCAUGGGAGAACUGUGGAGGAAGAUCAUGGGAGAACUGUGGAGGAAGGUCAUGGGUGAACUGUGGAGGAAGAUCAUGGGAGAACUGUGGAGGAAGAUCAUGGGAGAACUGUGGAGGAUUCAGUCACCAGUAGGAGGAUUCAUUUUACUCCUUGGCCUGUUGUGGUUGGUUAGCUUCCACAGGGAAAAUGCAGGGACAAACUGUUUGAAGUGGCUUCAUGUUCUACCAUAUUGUCUGCCAUUAGUCUGAUUUGACCAUUACAUGACAGAAGCGUUUAAAGGUGAUACAUAAAUGGUCUAACUGCAGCCGAUCAGACACUGAUAACGUAUGAAGGAUGUGCAUUAGGUUUAUGAUCUUGUUAGGUGGUGACAACUGGAAUGCUGACAGUAUACCAAUUCUAUUCACCCAUCACGCAUCCUGACUGACCACUGGAGUUGAAUCAGUGAGAGCGUGAUUCCCUCAUUCCCUGAUCAGCUGCAGUUAGACCAUCUCUUUAUGGUCGUGGGUUUCUUCCCAGGCUUAGCAUGGUUUCCACCCACCAUAAUGCUGGCUGCCGUCAUGUAAAUGAAAUAUUCUUAAGUGCGACGAAAACACCAAUGGAAUAAGUAAAUAGAUACAUAAACUGUGGAUGUAUUCAUAUUCAUGUGUAUAAGUUAAGUGUAAGUGAAAAAUUGUUGGGGAUGCCCAUUUAAUAAAAUCAA